AUGUCCGUUUUCCUGGCCCAGAUGUCGCAAGCGUGGUAUAGGGAUACCAGCGGCGAAAGGAGCGCCAAAGCCGCAGCGUUACAUGAGAACACGCUUCGAGUCUUCAUCGAUCCCAACAGCUCCGAGUCCUCCCCGGCAAUAGAUGAAGGAACGAGCUCCCCCGGUUCUGAAUACGGUGGCCCACCUAGCCCCGAAGGCGAAAGACCAGAGGAUGCCGGCAAGUGUGUCCGGCAGCACUUGCAUUUACUCAAGCUGGCGGUUGAGCGUCUUGGUAAUUGGCCCAAGGACUAUGGGGAAUAUGAAAGGCUGAAUUUAGCUCUGCCCCAUGCGUUUAGUAAUGAUCUCAAGGGUGUUGAAGGGAUGGAUAGUGGAAUUUGA
This is a messenger RNA of Talaromyces stipitatus ATCC 10500, 378 nucleotides long. RefSeq lists its product as uncharacterized. Lineage: Eukaryota; Fungi; Ascomycota; Eurotiomycetes; Eurotiales; Trichocomaceae. The record is from RefSeq and is a predicted model, not a curated record. The transcript is spliced from 2 exons. The coding region runs from base 1 to 378 and encodes 125 amino acids.